AGUCAAUCUAACAAAAAUAGUGAAACACAAAUUGUUAUUACUCGUAACAUGUUUUAGUGUCUCGACGUAAAAACGUUCGGUAUCAACACGUAUAUUUCUUACAAACGACUUCGGUUAUCCAUGCAAAAAAAUUUGAAUACAAAUUCGGGAACAGUUUCUUGCCCCUGUUCAGUUUAUGUGUCAUCGAGAUGGAUACUAGCACGUGUUCUCACGGCCAUCAAAAUGUUCAAUCCGUUGCACAGCGAAAGUUUUAUCAGUGGGUGCUUAAAUGGAUAAACGGUGUUGCAUCGAAUGACGAUGAAAUACGCGACAUUCAACAGUCGGCAAAGCCAGAUGUACCAGUACUCGCUAGUUUCCUGCAAACAAUCGGUUUUAAACUUCUUUCGUUCGAAAAGCACAACGAUGUAUUUUCUCAGAAGAGUGAAAAUAAUGCCUCGGCAUUUGAACAAGGAGCUCUCAAAGUAACGAUUGAAUGCGGUACUUCAAACAUGAGAGCAAUGUUGAAAUUAGAAGGGAUCACGUGUCGGUGCCCUAAUCCUGAUCACAUUAAGGACGCAUCUUUCUGGAGCAUAAGCGGCACUGGACCUACCGCAAGCACUGACAAUAUCGCACAAAAAGUGGAGGAGACUGGAAGUACCCUGCUACCCCCUCUAACAAAAGACGUUGCUCGAGUUUUGCGCGAUGUAUCGUAUAAAUUAUUUGAUACAAUUGUGUGCGAACCGGAUGUGAAUCGUAACACGAAUAUAAGCAUAAGUGCAUCGCGUUCAAAUAAUGUAUCCUACGAGUACAAAUCCGGGCAGAAUAUUCCGAAACAAGAAGUUGGAGUUAUGCGAAGCAAUACGCAACCGGAAAUGCGUCUCCGAGCGGAUAGUUUAAAUUCAAAGUGUCCUCCUGAAAAUCAUGAGAAGACGAAUUUCGAGAUACCACAAAUACGAACUGUGUCCCCGAUAAGUCCAAAGAAGACGACGUUACAGCGUCAAAGAACAUGGGAUAUUGAUAUUGAAACUCAAAAUGCGGACGAAGAACCACGACCAUCGCCCCCGAAACUUACAAGUUCUCCAGUUACAGUCCCUGAAUUAUCUAAUUCGUUAGGGCAAAUAUCUUUACAAAGCGAUAUUGACAAUUCCAAAAAUAUAACGGAAUACAUUAUAGGAGCACAGCAGAAUUUGGAGAAAGCGCUUAAAAUGUUAUUAUUCAAGAAACCAACGAUUUUAAACGACGUAUCACCUAGUCAAGCAUUAGAUCAGGAUAGUGUGUCCGUGAAAUCAGCACCGGCAGCCAUAUCGCCAACUUCUGUGAUCAGCCCUUAUAAAUCAUCUGGAACAAAUAUAAUCGAUUGUUUGAAGCCGAAACAAACUAAUUUGACGCAUGAACAAUUGAUAACGAAAGCGCUUUCGAGAAAUGCGACACAAGUACCGAAAGCACGACGCAGUAUCGAACCAAUACUGUCUAAGUCUCUGUCAAGAAAAAAUGAAGACAACUCAAAACUCACGAUUCGACGUAGUAGUUUUUAUAUUCCUUCGCCAGCUAAUUCUAAUAUUGCAGCGCUAUCGAAAUCGGAAACCAAACAGAAAUUGUUGGGCAUUGGGAGGUAUAGUACUUCUAAAACCAGCAACGCUAUUGAAUCUGAAAUUUCAAACAGAGUUACGUUGACGAAAAAAGGGGUUGCAUCACCGGAACCAAGAAAAAGUGCUUCCGCAACUUCCGGAACACCCAACGGACGUGUUUCAUUGAUCAAACCACCUACAAAAAUAUCAAAGUCCAUACCCGUUAAAGUAAACACCAUGCAACCUUCGAAAAUAAACACAGGAAUUGCUAGGAAACCAAGACUUAGUCUGCCAAAGGAUUAAAUGUUAUUUUUACUUACGUUAUUUAAUUCGUAGACAUUGUAACUCGAUAUUUAAUCGUUUUAAACGAAGAUUCGUUCAGAUGUUUUAUUUUUUUACGUAUUUAAUACAUCAUUGCCUGUAAUAUGAAUUUAUUAAUAUAUUUUCUUACUAUAAAAUCGAA
Molecule: messenger RNA, 2010 nt
Organism: Megachile rotundata (alfalfa leafcutting bee)
Lineage: Eukaryota; Metazoa; Arthropoda; Insecta; Hymenoptera; Megachilidae
Source: RefSeq, a predicted model, not a curated record